Capronia coronata CBS 617.96 is the source of this 1221-nucleotide messenger RNA. RefSeq names its product alcohol dehydrogenase. Bases 1 to 1221 code for a protein of 406 amino acids. The record is from RefSeq and is a predicted model, not a curated record. NCBI's taxonomy places the organism in Eukaryota, Fungi, Ascomycota, Eurotiomycetes, Chaetothyriales, Herpotrichiellaceae. The transcript is spliced from 5 exons. Gene Ontology annotation, molecular function: oxidoreductase activity; zinc ion binding.
AUGUCCGCCACCGAAGUCCGAGUUGCGCAGAAUGGUUCGGAAUCAGGAUCGACCAAGAUGAAGGCGGUCAACUACCAGGGCCCGUUCAAGGUCAAGAUCGAGGAGGUGCCGAAGCCGGCUAUCGAGCAUCCUGAUGAUGUGGUGGUCAAGGUCACAACGGCUGGUGAGUUUGAGUCUGAACCCCAGUUCGAGUCCCAUGCGAGCAGCUAUGAAGGACGAACUGGAGCCGAACCUGGAAUCACCUUUGGCCACGAAAACAUGGGCAUCGUCGAAGAAACCGGCGCUGGAGUCACCCUGCUCAAAAAGGGCGAUCGAGUAGUCAUGCCGUUCAACGUUGCGGAUGGCCGCUGCCGCAACUGUGAAGAAGGCAAGACUGCGUUCUGCACAGGCGUUAACCCGGGCUUUGCGGGCGGUGCGUAUGGAUAUGUUGCCAUGGGGCCUUAUCGAGGCGGACAGGCGCAAUAUAUUCGCGUCCCCUACGCCGACUUCAACGCCCUCAAGCUCCCACCCGGAACAGAACACGAGAGCGACUUUAUUCUGCUGGCGGACAUUCUACCAACUGGCUGGCACGGAGUCACUCUCAGCGGCUUCAAGCCAGGUGAAAGCAUCGCCGUCUGGGGUGCUGGCCCUGUCGGCUUGAUGGCAGCGUACUCGGCCGUCCUGAGAGGUGCGAGCCGCGUGUUUGUGGUGGACAGAGUUCCCGAGCGACUAGCGGCGGCCGAGAAGAUUGGAUGUACGCCCAUCGACUUCUCCAAGGGAGAUGCGGUUGAUCUGAUCCUGAAAGCCAAUGGUGGCGAUAUGGUUGACCGCGCGGUGGACGCCGUGGGGUAUCAAGCCGUUGACACGGGCGGGAAGAAGGAACAGCCUAAUAUAGUGCUGGAGGCCAUGAUAAGAGCAACGAGGCCUUGUGGAGGACUUGGCAUACCUGGUCUUUAUGUUCCCACUGACCCCGGGGCGCCCGACGAGGCCAGUGGGAAGGGGAUGAUCAGUUUGAGUUUUGGGAAGUUGUUUGAAAAGGGUCUCUCCCUCGCCACGGGUCAAUGCAAUGUCAAGCAGUAUAACAGAUACUUGAGGGACUUGAUCAUCGCUGGCAAAGCCAAGCCGUCGUUUGUGGUCAGUCAUGAAAUCGGCAUCGACGAUGCAGAGACUGCGUAUGAGAAGUUCGACAAGAGGAUUGAUGGAUAUACUAAGGUCUUGAUUCAUCCUAAUGGGCCGUUGUAG